GUCAGACACGUCGAGCUGGUCACAAGAUGGCGUCAAGCAGCACGAGCAGCGAGGAGGAGCGCGGCCUCCAGGAGUGCGAGCGCUACGUCCAGAAGCACCACAUCCAGCAGCUGCUGAAGGACUGCAUCGUGCAGCUGUGCACGGCCCGGCCCGACCGGCCCGUGGCCUUCCUCCGCGACUACCUGCAGCGCCUGGAGAAGGAGGAGGCCCAGCAGGUGGCGCUGCAGCAGAAGUCCGACUCCCGUGAGGACGAGGUGUCCCCGCCCAUGAACCCCGUGGUGAGGGAGCGCGCCCGGAGAGGAGCCAUCAGUGCGGAGGUGUACACGGAGGAGGACGCGGCCGCCUACGUCAGAAAGGUGAUCCCUAAAGACUACAAGACCACGGCGGCGCUGGGUAAAGCCAUGGAGAGGAACGUGCUGUUCGCCCACCUGGACGACACCGAGAGGAGUGACAUCUUUGAUGCGAUGUUCUCAGUCAACUACAUCGCUGGAGAAACGGUCAUCGAGCAAGGCGAUGAGGGAGACAACUUCUACGUCAUUCACCUGGGGGAGAUGGACGUGUACGUGAACAACGAGCUGGUGACCAGCAUCGGGGAGGGGGGGAGCUUCGGGGAGCUGGCUCUGAUCUACGGGACCCCCCGGGCGGCUUCGGUCAGGGCCAGGUCCAACGUGAAGCUGUGGGGCAUCGACAGAGACAGCUACCGGAGGAUACUCAUGGGAAGCACCUUGAGGAAGCGCAAGAUGUACGAGGAGUUCCUCAGCAAGGUGUCCAUUCUAGGUGAGAACAUGUGACUGGACCCUCGUGUUGCCCCGAUGACCCCUGCCCCUCGUCCUGGACGGGUUCAGUUUGGGGACCGCCAGAGGAUCGUGGUGCAGGGAGAGCCUGGAGACGAGUUCUUCAUCAUCCUGGAGGGGACAGCAGCUGUGCUCCAGAGGCGUUCAGAGGAAGAGGAGUUUGUGGAGGUCGGCAGACUCGGACCCUCAGAUUACUUUGGUGAGAUCUCCCUGCUGAUGAACCGGCCCCGGGCUGCCACCGUGGUGGCGUGCGGGCCCCUGAAGUGUGUGAAGAUGGACCGUCCUCGUUUUGAGAGGGUUCUGGGGCCCUGCUCCGACAUCCUGAAGAGGAACAUCCAGCAGUACAACAGCUUCGUGUCCCUCUCCGUCUGACCGCUCCUCUUCCUCCUCUCCGUCUGACCUGCUCCUCUUCAUCCUCUUCCUCCUCUCCGUCUGACCUGCUCCUCUUCCUCCUCUAAGGGGACCUCCCUGUGACUCCUGGUUCUGUCUCCUCUGAACCGGGCUGCCUUCUCUGAGCGCGUUAUGAACACGACUAUAUUAUACAGACACCCAGAGGACAUCUUCAUGUUCUUCAUCUUCAUGUCUCUUUAACGUGUUCCGUGACCCGUAAACGACAUUCCAUCACCCUUCGGCUGCAGCAGCUCCUGUUACCAUGGUUACCAGUCUGCUGUGGCCGGUUGUAGCUCGUAGACACGCCCCUUAAGGGUUGCCAUGGCAUUAAGAGGCUGUAGUUUUAACCCGGAGAGAUGAAGCGUGACCUUUCAGUCCGUUAAUUGUUCCCCUGUCUCUUUAAAUGUUGACGUCUUAACUUCUUCAGGAUGGUUUCCUUUGUUUUACUUUAAGUAUUCAUGAACUCUUGAACAAGAGAAGAUGUGACUAUAGGUGUAAUGUUUUAACCCUUUAACUCACAUUAGUUACAGCUCUGAUGCAAAUCUAUAUAUUUCUAUAUUUCUCUGCAGAUUUUGCGAUAUACAAACUAUUUAAUCAAAGGAAAGCUUUGAGAUGCUGUUCAGGGUUCGUGUGUGUGUGUGUGUGCUCUCCAAACCAAACUGCCAACAUUCUUCAGUGACAAUAGUGGAAGUGUGUGUUCCACUUCAUGUUCCUCUCUAUUGGUCCUGAAGCUUUUCUUUCUCUCAGAAACCGGCCAAUCAGAGCGUGACUCAUGUUGAGCUCGUUGUUCAUGUUUAUCAAACGUGUCACUUCCUGUUUUUCAGCCGUCCUCUGACUACAGUAUUCUGACUCCAGUCGACCAGCAGAGUGUUCAGACGUGUUACAUGUUAUGACGUGUUACAUGUUACAUGACACGUGUUACAUGUUAUAUGACAUGUGUUACAGCAAUAAAGAGAAGGUUCUUUUCAGA
This is a messenger RNA of Pseudoliparis swirei, 2154 nucleotides long. RefSeq names its product protein kinase, cAMP-dependent, regulatory, type I, alpha (tissue specific extinguisher 1) a (gene prkar1aa). NCBI's taxonomy places the organism in Eukaryota, Metazoa, Chordata, Actinopteri, Perciformes, Liparidae. Gene Ontology annotation, molecular function: cAMP-dependent protein kinase regulator activity. The record is from RefSeq and is a predicted model, not a curated record. Gene Ontology annotation, cellular component: cAMP-dependent protein kinase complex. Gene Ontology annotation, biological process: regulation of protein phosphorylation. The transcript is spliced from 11 exons.